Drosophila ficusphila is the source of this 1014-nucleotide messenger RNA. RefSeq lists its product as uncharacterized. The transcript has 4 exons. The record is from RefSeq and is a predicted model, not a curated record. NCBI's taxonomy places the organism in Eukaryota, Metazoa, Arthropoda, Insecta, Diptera, Drosophilidae. The coding region runs from base 73 to 915 and encodes 280 amino acids.
CCCACAGUCAGUCAAAACUUUUAGCGAGCCAAGAACAGAGUGAGCCGCAGAUUCGAUAAGAACACCUACAAAAUGCUGGCCUGCAAGCUUCUUCUUUGUCUGGUGAUGGGAAUGCACUGCAUUCAAGUGCUAAUGGCGGCCUGUGUGUGCUCCGAGAAGGGAACGGACUACUGUGCGGGUUGCCAGGGAGCCACGGUGAUCCGUCCGAAGCCCAGAUACUACGAGCCCAGUGAGGUGAACCUCUCGCCGAUCGGCGACACCUGCUGGUGCAGCAAGCAGCUGAUCGAACCGGCACAACUGCCGAAGACCUGCGGAAAAACAACGACCUGCAAGCCCACCUGCUCGUGCUCCUCCGACAGCAGCUAUGCCUCCUCUUCUGACUCCGGAUCCGUCUACGGGAAAAUUGCCUACGCAGCGGAAGCAACGCCGGACAACAGCCCGGCUGCGGAUCCCAUCAGCGUGAGUCUGGCUGCCCAAGCGGGAAAGGCCAUCAGUGUGCCGGAGGCGAAGUUGGCCUACGGAUUCGCCCAGAAGCCCAUCGACGGCGAGAAGAAGGUGGUGUUCUCCAACGUGCCCGAGGAGAACCUCUUCAAGCUGAAGAGCGAGGUGAUCACGCUGAAGAAGCGCACCUACGCCGCCAAGGAGGAGGAAGAGGAGGACUACGUCGAGGAGGAGCAGGCCGCCGACGAGGAGGAGGCACCGCAGCUCACCUACAAACAGCUGGGCUACAUAACCGAGCAGUUCAAGAACCCCAAGUUCAAGAAGAUCAGCUCCAGACCGAGUUACGCCUACAAGGACUCCUCCAGCGAAGGAUACGGAUACGGCAAGGUUGCCGGCAAGGUAUCCGUCGAUUGCGGAUUCAAGCCCGGCCGGAUAGCCUCAUACCGAAAGGCCAAGGCCGAGGAGAGCUACUAAUAACUCCAAAUGCACAAACCCAUUCCAUCUAAUUCCAAUCCUUCCGCUUGUAAAUAUGUAGUUAUAUUUAGUUAGCUUUAGAAAUAUAUUUAAACACAA